AUGGCUGGCUGUGUGUUUCCAGCGGGCCCAGAGAGCUUACAGAGGUUCACACGGGACUCCCUGGCGGCCAUCGAGCAGCGCAUCGCCCAGGAGGAAGCCCGGCGAGCCAAACAUUACCAGGAGGACCUGGGAGAUGUGGUGCUUCCCAAGGCCCGGGUCGACCUGGAGGCUGGAAAACAACUCCCUCGAAUAUUUGGAGACAUCCCCUCUCAUCUGGUCGGGGUCCCCCUGGAGGACAUCGACUCCUACUACUUUAGAGACCAGAGGACCUUCGUAGUUCUCAACAAAGGGAAGGCUAUCUUCCGUUUCAGUGCCACAUCUGCCCUCUACAUCUUCAGCCCCUUCCACCCGGUCCGCAAGAUCUCCAUCAAGAUCCUGGUCCAUUCAUUAUUCAGUUUAUUCAUCAUGUGCACCAUCCUGACCAACUGUUGCUUCAUGGCCAUGUCCGAGCCAGCCUACUGGGCCAAAUACCUUGAGUACACCUUUACAGGUAUCUAUACGUUUGAGUCGCUGAUUAAGAUCCUUGCUAGGGGCUUUUGUUUGGGGCCCUUUACCUUCCUGAGGGACCCCUGGAACUGGCUAGAUUUCAGCGUCAUAGUCAUGGCAUAUGUGACUGAGUUUGUGGACCUGGGUAAUGUGUCAGCCUUAAGGACGUUCAGGGUGCUGCGAGCGCUCAAAACCAUCUCGGUCAUCCCAGGCCUGAAGACCAUCGUGGGCGCCCUGAUCCAGUCGGUGAAGAAGCUGGCGGACGUGAUGAUCCUCACGGUCUUCUGCCUCAGCGUCUUCGCCCUCAUUGGCCUGCAGCUCUUCAUGGGGAACCUGCGGCAGAAAUGCGUCCGCAGCACCGUGCACUGCGUCAACGGCACGCUGCCGGCCAACGCCACCUUCUACUGCAACAACAAGACCUGGACCUCCGUCAAGGACUUCCUCAACGACGAGGAUAACUUCUACAAGGUGGAGGGAGCGAAAGACGCCUUAAUCUGUGGGAACAGCAGCGACGCAGGGAAGUGUCCAGAUGGCUUUGACUGUCUGAAGACGGGUAGGAAUCCAAACUAUGGCUACACCAGCUUCGACACCUUCGGCUGGGCCUUCCUCUCUCUGUUCAGACUCAUGACACAGGACUACUGGGAAAACCUCUAUCACCAGACGCUGCGCUCGGCCGGGAAGACCUACAUGGUUUUUUUUGUGGUGGUGAUCUUCCUGGGCUCCUUCUACCUGGUCAACCUCAUCCUGGCCGUGGUUGCAAUGGCGUACGAAGAGCAGAACCAGGCAACCAUCGCCGAAGCCUGGCAGAAAGAACGAGAAUUUCAGAUCGCCAUGGAAAGACUCAAGAAAGAGCAACAGGUUUCUGCUCAGAAAACUCUGGACACCGAAUCCAUGGUGUCACCAGAACCCUCUCCUUUUGGGCCUCCCUUGGACCGCAGAGAGGAGCGAAGGUGGAGCCUGGGACUGGUGGGUGUGGCUGAUGUCGAGGCAAACUUAUCGGAGGAGAAGCUGCUGCAGUUGGAAAUGACAGACGGCAGUAAGUCCAUCCAUCCUUUUCUCUCUCGCUCUCUCUCUGCCCGCACGCGGAGGGGAAGCCAGGUCUCCUCCAUCUUCAACUUCCGUUUAAGGAGCCGGGGGUCGGAAAGUGAAAUGGCCGAUGAUGAGUACAGCGUGCCGGGAGACGUAGUGGAGGGGCCGCCCGGGGGCCGAGCGGGGGGACCGCUGGGGGGGAUCCUGCCCCACCAGUGGACCAAACGACGGCCAAGUACCUACAGCAACACCAGCAGAGGCUCCCAGGUGUUUUAUCCAUCUCUCAAUGUCAAUGGGAAGCUGUUUGUGGCCGUAGACCAGAAUGGGGUGACCCCCCCGGUUCUGCAGGGGCCGCUGCCAUCCUGCACCAUGGAGAAGGUCAAUGAAGAAAGCGUCCCUACCUCCACCACAGAGCUCAGUACCAUGCUGCUGGCCCGGCCUCCGUCCGCACAGGACUCUCAAAGGAGGGACCGGGCGAUGAGCACCACCAGCUAUCUUACAGAUGCCAUGGAGGAACUGGAGGAGUCCCAUAAGAAGUGCCACCCAUGCUGGUACACCUUCGCUCACCACCAUCUGAUCUGGGAGUGCUCCCCCCGCUGGCUGAGAAUCAAACAGCAGGUGAAGUUCAUGGUGAUGGACCCUUUUCUGGACCUGGCCAUCACAGUCUGCAUCGUGCUCAAUACCCUCUUCAUGGCCAUGGAGCAUUACCCCAUGACCGACGAGUUCAACGGUAUGCUCAGCAUCGGAAAUCUGGUGUUCUCAGGUAUCUUCACAGCAGAGAUGGUGUUGAAGAUCAUCGCUCUGGAUCCGUAUUAUUACUUUCAGACCGGCUGGAACAUCUUCGACAGCAUCAUCGUGUGUCUCAGCCUGAUGGAGCUCGGCCUGUCUGAUGUGGAGGGACUGUCUGUCCUCCGAUCCUUCAGACUGUUGCGGGUGUUUAAACUGGCUCGGUCAUGGCCAACCCUGAACACUCUGAUAAAGAUCAUUGGGAAUUCCAUGGGCGCCCUAGGGAACCUCACACUGGUCCUCGCCAUCAUCGUCUUCAUCUUCGCCGUGGUCGGCAUGCAGCUCUUCGGCAAAAACUACCAGGACUGUGUGUGUAAGAUUUCAAAGGACUGCAUUCUGCCUCGCUGGCACAUGAAGGACUUCUUCCACUCUUUCCUCAUUGUGUUUCGGGUUUUGUGCGGCGAGUGGAUCGAGACAAUGUGGGACUGCAUGGAGGUCGCCGGUCAGCCGCUCUGCAUCCUGGUCUUUAUGCUUGUCAUGGUCAUCGGGAACUUAGUGGUGUUGAAUCUCUUCCUGGCGUUGCUGUUGAGCAGCUUUAGUUCAGACAACCUUUCUGCUCCCGACGACGACGGAGAGAUGAACAACCUGCAGAUCGCCAUCCACAGAAUUACCAGAGGACUGGCAUGGUGUCGGAGACAGGUGGUGGAUUUUUUCAAUGGGAACCUGAAGCGUCGUCGCCAGAAGAGGAAGGAGGCCAAAGCCAUGAUGAAGCUAAAACGUCUCAGUGCCAUUCAAACCACAGAGGCUAAUGGGGCAGUCAUAGGGCGUCAUGUGGAGAAGUAUGUGGUCCCGGAAGACGACAGCUACAUGACGAACCCCAACCUGACCAUCAGCGUCCCCAUCGCCCCAGGGGAGUCGGACCUGGAGUUCCCCGAGGAAGAGGAGGAGGAGGAGGAGGAGGAAGGAGAGCAGAGCAGCGACAGUUCCGAUGAGGAAGAACAGAGAGAGGAGCAGAAAGAUGACAUCAGCUUAUCAGAGGGUAGUACAGUGGACCUGAGGAAGCCUGGCGAGGAAGAGGAUGAAUACUCAGAGAUGGCUGAGGAGGCCAUGGACCCAGACAACUGCUUUCCUGACAUGUGUGUGCACAGGUUUCACUGCUGUGAGGUGGACACUACAGACGGUUUGGGUCAGGCUUGGUGGAGGUUGAGGAAGACCUGCUACCAGAUUGUUGAACACAGCUGGUUUGAAUCCUUCAUCAUCUUCAUGAUUCUUCUCAGCUCCGGAGCUCUGGCUUUUGAGGAUAUCUACAUCGAGCAGAGGAGGGUGGUAAAGGUGGUGCUGGAGUACGCUGAUAAGAUCUUCACCUACAUCUUCAUCCUGGAGAUGUUGCUCAAGUGGAUUGCCUACGGCUUCAAGAAAUACUUCACCAACUACUGGUGCUGGCUGGACUUCCUCAUUGUGGAUGUGUCGUUGGUCAGUUUGGUAGCUAAUACGCUGGGCUACUCGGACUUUGCAGCCAUCAAAUCCCUGCGGACGCUCAGGGCCCUCAGGCCGCUAAGGGCCCUCUCCAGAUUUGAAGGCAUGAGGGUGGUGGUGAAUGCUCUGAUCGGAGCCAUCCCGUCCAUAAUGAACGUGCUGCUCGUGUGUCUGAUCUUCUGGCUCAUCUUCAGUAUCAUGGGCGUCAACCUGUUCGCCGGGAAGUUCGGUCGCUGUGUCAACCGCACGGGUUACGUCUACAAUGCCUCAUUCAUCAACAACAAGACCGAGUGUCUCGCCCUCAAUGACACGCAGUUCUACUGGAGCAAGGUCAAGGUCAACUUCGACAAUGUGGGAGCCGGCUACCUCGCACUGCUGCAAGUGGCAACAUUUAAAGGUUGGAUGGAGAUCAUGUACGCAGCGGUGGACUCGCGUGCUGUUGAGGAACAGCCUAUUAAGGAGAUCAACCUCUACAUGUACCUCUACUUUGUCAUCUUCAUCAUCUUUGGCUCCUUCUUCACCCUCAACCUCUUCAUCGGUGUCAUCAUCGACAACUUCAACCAACAAAAGCGAAAGUUAGGAGGACAGGACAUCUUUAUGACGGAGGAACAGAAAAAAUAUUACAACGCCAUGAAAAAACUGGGCUCCAAGAAACCACAGAAACCCAUCCCCAGACCGCUGAACCCACUGCAAGGCUUCUUCUUCGACUUGGUGGGCAAGCAGGUGUUUGACAUCAUCAUAAUGAUGCUGAUCCUCUUCAACAUGAUCACCAUGAUGGUGGAGACGGACGAGCAGUCGCCGCAGAUGGAGAACAUCCUCAACAAGAUCAACCUGGCCUUCAUCGUCAUCUUCUCCACCGAAUGCAUCAUCAAGAUCGUGGCACUGCGCUGCUAUUUCUUCACUGUGGGCUGGAACAUCUUUGACUUCGUGGUGGUCAUACUCUCCAUCGUCGGCAUCGUGCUUGCUGACAUCAUCGAGAAGUACUUUGUUUCUCCGACAUUAUUCCGUGUGAUCAGGCUGGCCCGUAUCGGCCGAGUUCUGCGCCUCAUCCGGGGGGCCAAGGGCAUCCGGACGUUACUGUUCGCCCUCAUGAUGUCACUUCCUGCUCUCUUUAACAUCGGGCUGCUCCUCUUCCUGGUCAUGUUCAUCUACGCCAUCUUUGGCAUGGCCAACUUCGCCUAUGUGAAGAAGCAGGCAGGCAUUGAUGACAUGUUCAACUUUGAGACCUUCGGGAACAGCAUGAUCUGUUUGUUUCAGAUCACCACCUCCGCCGGCUGGGACAGCCUCCUCAGCCCCAUCCUCAACAACUCCCCAGAGGAGUGCAACCCCAACAUCCCCCACACGGGCACCAAUGCCCGGGGCAACUGCGGGAACCCCUCGGUGGGCAUCACCUUCUUUGUCACCUACAUCAUCAUCUCCUUCCUGAUCGUGGUGAACAUGUACAUCGCCAUCAUCCUGGAGAACUUCAGCGUGGCCACAGAGGAGAGCACGGAGCCGCUCAGCGAGGACGACUUUGAGAUGUUCUACGAGGUGUGGGAGAAGUUCGACCCGGAGGCCACGCAGUUCAUGGAGUACGGCAAGCUGUCCGAUUUUGCAGACACGCUGUCAGAGCCUCUGCGCAUCGCCAAGCCCAACAAGAUCAAACUUAUCUCCAUGGACCUCCCGAUGGUCAGCGGGGACAAGAUCCACUGCUUGGACAUCCUUUUUGCUUUCACCAAGCGUGUCCUGGGUGAGUCGGGGGAGAUGGACGCCCUCAAGCAGCAGAUGGAGGAGAAGUUCAUGAUGGCCAACCCGUCCAAGAUCUCCUACGAGCCAAUCACCACGACCCUGCGCCGCAAACAGGAAGAGGUGUCUGCCACAGUCAUCCAGCGAUGCUACCGUCGCCACCUUGUGAGACGGCAGAUGAAAGCAGCCUCCUACCUGUACCGUCAAAUCACCACACCGCGCCACAACACAGAGCAGGGCAAGGAGGGUGACGAUGGAGGAGGGGAGGAAGCACCAGAGAAGGAGGGGCUUAUUGCCUCCAUGAUGAGGGAGAACUACGGCUUUGGCUUGGUGGGUAUGGAACGCUCCGAGACAAUCUCCUCCACAUCCUCCCCGCCGUCCUACGACAGUGUGACCAGAGACACCUCUGAGCUCUUUCACCCACUCACUGAAAAGACGCAGGUGGCCGCCAUCAUCUCUGCGGGCAGCGAAACAGCCUUUGGUUCCCCUUCAUUUCAGCUCGGUAUGAAAGGUCAUGAUCUGCAGACUUGA
Lampris incognitus (smalleye Pacific opah) is the source of this 5973-nucleotide messenger RNA. It is a transcript of the gene scn5lab, whose product is annotated as sodium channel, voltage gated, type V-like, alpha b. NCBI's taxonomy places the organism in Eukaryota, Metazoa, Chordata, Actinopteri, Lampriformes, Lampridae. The record is from RefSeq and is a predicted model, not a curated record. Gene Ontology annotation, molecular function: voltage-gated sodium channel activity; protein binding. Gene Ontology annotation, biological process: membrane depolarization during action potential; sodium ion transmembrane transport; neuronal action potential. The coding region runs from base 1 to 5973 and encodes 1990 amino acids. Gene Ontology annotation, cellular component: axon; voltage-gated sodium channel complex; plasma membrane. The transcript has 32 exons.